UGCUCCACACCAGUUGUUCACCACACGUCUUCCACUCGUCACAAACGCAGGCCAAGGACGAAGGCAAGGCACACGCGCGUCCACUCUGACACACACACGUCCAGGGACUUGAAGGGAGUGUUUGAUAUAGCAGCUCCGAAGGGGAGGCAAGGGAUCUUCUGUAACCUCGCGCACACAACACAAGAUGGAGCUUUUCGAGACCAACCCUUACUUCUUCCCAGACCAACGCUUUUAUGAAGGAGGGGAUAACUACUUCCCAACUCGCCUGCCGGGGGGGUACGACCAAGUUGCCUACCAGGACAGGAACUCCAUGAUGGGCCUGUGCGGGAGUCUGCCCGGAGGUGUCGGAUCGGCGCCACCCGAGGACAAACCCUCACCGUCCGGCCUGUCGCCGCACUCCGAGCCCCACUGCCCGGGACAGUGCCUGCCGUGGGCCUGCAAGCUGUGCAAACGCAAGACGGUGACCAUGGACCGCCGGAGAGCGGCCACGCUGAGGGAAAAGAGGCGCCUGAAGAAGGUCAACGAGGCUUUUGACGCCCUGAAGAGAAGCACUCUGAUGAACCCCAACCAGAGGCUGCCCAAGGUGGAGAUCUUGAGGAGCGCCAUUCAGUACAUUGAAAGGCUUCAGGCUUUGGUGUCCUCCUUCAACCAGCAGGACACGGACAUGGGGCAGCAGGGACUCCACUACCGGGCCGGACAGAACCAACCCAGAGUGUCCUCGUCAAGCGAGCCCAGUUCGGGCAGCACCUGCUGCAGUAGUCCAGAGUGGAGUAGCACACCGGAGCAGUGCACGCAAAGCUACAGCAGCGAGGAGCUCCUAAGUGCCGCCGACUCUCCGGAGCACGCCGACAUCCAGGCCCUGAGCUCCAUCGUGGACAGCAUGGCGGCAGCAGACGGAUCCCUGCCCUUUCCCGUGGACAUUCCCAAAUAAAACUUUCUCAAAGCGGACCGAGAGGAAACACGCCGUCCCUCAAGACAAAAAGCAGGCUGAUUUUUUCAUAUUUCAAUCACCAUUUACUCUGACAGUAACGAAUGAAUUCCACCUUCGGCCUUAUUUCCUUUAU
Molecule: messenger RNA, 1064 nt
Organism: Nerophis ophidion (straightnose pipefish)
Lineage: Eukaryota; Metazoa; Chordata; Actinopteri; Syngnathiformes; Syngnathidae
Gene: myog
Product: myogenin
Exons: 3
Coding region: 185-931 (248 amino acids)
Biological process (GO): positive regulation of transcription by RNA polymerase II; positive regulation of myoblast differentiation; muscle organ development
Molecular function (GO): DNA-binding transcription factor activity, RNA polymerase II-specific; RNA polymerase II cis-regulatory region sequence-specific DNA binding; protein dimerization activity
Source: RefSeq, a predicted model, not a curated record